AUGAGGAGGAGGAGAGGAGGAGGAGGAGGGGAGGAAGGAGGAGGAGAGGAAGGAGGAGGAGGAGAGGAAGGAGAGAAUGAGGAGGAGAGGAGGAGAGGAGAAGAGGAGGAGGAGGGGAGAAGAGGAGGAGAGGAGGAGGAGGAGAGGAGGAGAGGAGGAGGAGGAGAGGAAGAGGAGAGGAAGGAGAGAAUGAGGAGGAGGAGGAGGAGGGGAGGAAGGAGGAGGAGGAGGAGAGGAAGGAGGAGAGGAGGAGGAGGAGAGGAGGAGAGGAGGAGGAGGAGAGGAGGAGGAGAGGAAGGAGAGAAUGAGGAGGAGGAGGAGGAGGAGGAGGAGGAGAGGAAAGAGGAGGAGAGGAAGGAGAGGAAGGAGAGGAAGGAGGAGGAGGAGGAGGAGAGGAAGGAGAGGAAGGAGGAGAGGAGGAGGAGAGGAGGAGAGGAAGGAGGAGGAGAGGAGGAGAGGAAGGAGGAGGAGGAGGAGGAGAGGAAGGAGGAGAGGAAGGAGGAGAGGAGGAGAGAAUGA
This is a messenger RNA of Xyrichtys novacula (pearly razorfish), 519 nucleotides long. The record is from the annotation of a GenBank genome assembly. Lineage: Eukaryota; Metazoa; Chordata; Actinopteri; Labriformes; Labridae.